This is a messenger RNA of Arabidopsis thaliana (thale cress), 1104 nucleotides long. It is a transcript of the gene PRIN2, whose product is annotated as Serine/Threonine-kinase. Gene Ontology annotation, cellular component: chloroplast nucleoid. Lineage: Eukaryota; Viridiplantae; Streptophyta; Magnoliopsida; Brassicales; Brassicaceae. Gene Ontology annotation, biological process: regulation of gene expression. The record is from RefSeq and is marked reviewed. The transcript has 4 exons. The coding region runs from base 368 to 907 and encodes 179 amino acids.
CGUGUCAUAAGAUAGUUGGAUUAAGUGUGGAAAUAAGAGUGUCAAAUGUCCCACAUCGAAAAGCCAGCAGAAAACCAAUUUGUAUAUAUAAGGACACAAAAGAUAGAUGGUCACGACCUUACUUGAACAGGAUCUGUUCUAUAGGCUCGUACCUCUGUUUCCUUGAUUUCUAAGGAGACAGGCCCUAAACCCUGGUUGAUGAACCAUGACCGUGCGGUCAGAGCGUGAUUGAUGGCUACGAUCGUCUUCGGACGCAUCCGGUGCUGUAGAGGAUCGUUACUCGGCUUGGUCUUCCUUGCCGGGGUGGUCGCACGGCGGUCUGACAGAAAACAAGAGAUAAGGUUGAAGAGUGAAGCAAAGCUUAGUAAUGGCUUCAAUGCACGAAGCUCUGUUCUCUUCUCGGCUUCUUCAAGUCAAUUCUUCUUUUUCCUUCCGUUGCGCUCUUCCAAUUAUCUCUUCACCAGCUGCAGUAUCUUGCGCAAUCAAAUCGACCCAGUUUUUUAAACAGCGUUGUAGAACCAAAGUGAGGGACUUUUCUCUAUCUUCACUGUCCCGGAGAGGGUUCGUUUGCAGAGCUGCUGAGUACAAGUUUCCGGAUCCCAUACCUGAAUUCGCCGAAGCUGAGACUGAGAAAUUUAGGGACCAUAUGUUAAACAAACUAUCAAAAAGAGAUCUUUUUGAAGACUCUGUUGAUGAAAUUGUUGGAGUCUGCACUGAGAUCUUCGAGACGUUCUUGCGCAGUGAGUAUGGAGGACCUGGUACACUCUUGGUGAUACCUUUCAUUGACAUGGCAGAUACUCUCAACGAAAGGGAAUUGCCUGGAGGUCCACAAGCCGCCCGAGCAGCUAUUAAAUGGGCUCAGGAUCAUGUAGACAAGGACUGGAAGGAAUGGACCGGCACUGAUUAGUCCCCUGGGAGCAUUAAGUAUAAUCCGUGAGUUAUUUAGUUUAGUAGUGGGGUAGCAGAUGUGUCAUUGUAAAACUCUGAUUACUAUGUCGUGAAGCACUUAAUCUUUGAUCAAAAACUGUUUGGUGUAAACUUGUCCAAACGACUGGAAACAAGAAAAAGAAAAGAUGGCAAAAGCUUUUUAUUGUUCUUAUUCAG